GCCUAAUACACAUGCUAAGAACACCUCUAUGUUGGAUGGAACUCAGUGAAAACAAGCUUGUGGGACCUGAUCUUGUCAGUGAUGCAGAAGAAAAGGUAAAGUUAAUCAAAGAACGAUUACGGAUCGGGGAAAAAGUGUUACGUUUCGGGAAGAAGGGAAAACUGUCACCUAGAUUUAUUGGUCCCUAUGAAAUUACUGAACGUAUAGGACCAGUAGCAUACCGGCUAGCCUUGCCACCAGAGUUGAGCAAAAUCCAUAAUGUAUUCCACGUAUCUAUGCUCAGACGAUAUAGGUCGGACCCCACUCACAUAAUCCAGUCAGGCACGGUAGAAUUGGAUGACAAGUUAUCCUAUGAAGAAGAGCCGGUACAGAUUUUAUCCCGAGAAACUAAAGUGCUUAGAAACAAGACGGUGCCGUUGGUAAAAGUACUAUGGCGAAAUCACAGUUCCGAAGAAGCUACCUGGGAAACAGAGGAAUCAAUGCGUGUGUUGUACCCUCAACUUUUUCCUACUGCAGAAUAAGCCAUUAAGUUUAAAAAAAAAUAAAGAAGAAGAAAAGUAGUAUAAAUAGAAGCCAAAGCGAACUAGGAAGGAACAUUAAAAAAAAUAUUAGUUGUAAGAAAUCUCCCACCAUUAUAGCAUUAAACUAAGAACACCGAAGUAUAACGGAGGUCCGUCGAAAUUGUCAAACACUCCCUCGUACGUUGGAAAUUCUCGAUUUUAAUUCAAGGUACACAGUCAGGAAAUGACAACCUUGCCGGAGGACAGUACUAAUGUGGAGGGCAUUGGACGAGUGGGUCAAAAUGAUAUUAUCGAUAUUUAAAUAAGUCAUGUUAUGACAAUUUAAUAAUGUUUUAAUACUUUCAAGUUUUAUUGAUUCCGCAUGUAACAUAUUACUCCGUCUUGUUUAAUAAAUAAAUAAGUUUUCUUUAAUGCUCCUUUUUCCAAUUUUUUUAAAAAAACUAGACCCGUUAACACUGCGACUCGAAUAUUCGAAUAAAUUUGAGUAUUCGGG
This is a messenger RNA of Cuscuta campestris, 1014 nucleotides long. The record is from the annotation of a GenBank genome assembly. Lineage: Eukaryota; Viridiplantae; Streptophyta; Magnoliopsida; Solanales; Convolvulaceae.